CCUCUCCCUCUCUCCCUCUCUCUCUCUCUCUUUCCCUCUGUGAGCGCUUAUUUUCUCCGAGGAACCUGACUGUAGUCGAGAUGCCGCUGUGAGGGCAGAAUGGCAGCGGGACGACUACUGCUCUACGCUGGUCUCUCCAUGGCCCUGUGCGCUCUGGGCAUGUUGGCCGUCGCCAUCUGCUCCGACUACUGGUACCAGACCGACGCCAGGAGGUACCGGGACAGGUGCAAGAACUUCAUCAACCGGAGCAACCACCCGGGCUUCAUCUACACCUCCAACAACCUGCCGCUGAGGGCGAGCCGGGCCAGGCUGGACCGCUGGGAGCAGAAGCUGCUGCUGACCAGGAACCGCAGGCAGCUCUUUGCCAUGAGCGCGGCCGACGAGUGCGGUCGGAUGUACAAUUCCACCAACACCGGUCUCUGGAGGAAAUGCCACCAGUUCGGCUUUGACCAAGACAUCGCGGAGUUCAUCGCCAAAGGUGUGAUAGCCAGAUGUACGCCAAUCAAAUAUCACUACUCCUCCACAACUAUCCCGAAAAACCUUUCAUACAACAUCACAAAAACUAUCCGCCAGGAUGAGUGGCACUCCUUGCAUCUGCGCAGAAUGACAGCUGGAUUCAUGGGAAUGGCAGUAGCCAUCAUCCUCUUUGGCUGGAUAAUCGGAAUCCUUGGUUGCUGCUGGGAUCGGGGACUGAUGCAAUACGUGGCUGGUCUGCUCUUUCUGAUGGGAGGAACCUUCUGCAUCAUCUCACUGUGCACCUGUGUGGCCGGAAUUAACUUUGAACUCUCCCGCUACCCCAGAUACUUGUACGGUCUUCCCGACGACAUCAUCCACGGUUACGGCUGGUCCAUGUUCUGCGCUUGGGGUGGCCUGGGGCUGACUCUCAUUGCUGGAUUCUUCUGCACUCUGGCACCUUCUGUCCAGACCGUCCCCAGGACAAGCUGCCCUAAAUCCAGGCCAGAAAAUGGGACAGUGUGCUAAGAUGUCGGGAGCAGCACAGACCCAGAAGUUAACAGGUCAAGGGUUGUUGCUUGGUGCUCGCUUGAUGGACCUUGAAUGGUGCAAGCUGGCAAUUAUCCAUCAGCAAAUCCUCGCCAGUGUAAAAUCCUAGACUUACCUGUUAGUCUUAUUCCUCUGAACGAGGAAGAACUCUAUGUAUAUCCUGUAUCUAUACUGUUGCGUUCUGUUGGAGUUGCUGGACUGUCCAGUAAAGGUUGCACUGCUGCUGAACAGCAUCGGUCAGUAAGCUCAUCAUGGUGGACCUGUCUCAAGUUUAUCUGCUCUAGUCUACAGAUCUCUUCCAUUAAAAUUCAAAAUCUUUGUGUGUGACUUUUCAUGUUUCAGAGUAUUUAAUUGGAUUCACUUUCAUACAGAUUACGUGCGUGCGCGUGUGUUUUACGAUCAGUGUAUAUUGUGAAGCUGUAAUUUUUUUUCCCGAAGGAAUAAAGUGUACUGUAAUCUGAAUUUAAAAAAAACGGGGUGAAUUUUACAUUUAUAACAUGUGAGAAGGUUCUUCAUUUUGAGCAAUUUCUUUCAAACCCUCUCCCCUCUCCCCGUGCCUCCUCUGCCAUACACAGUGACCAGUCACUGCGAUAUGUCUUCAUUGGUGCUAACAGCCCGCAGAUCUCACCUUUGAGAUCUGGCCGGCACAAACGCACAGCCAUCAUUUUCAUACGUUGUUAAAGCUUUGCUGCUCUCAUGGUCUAUUGUAUCAUUUCUCAAUCACAUGACUCUUCUAGUAACUAUCCCCUUUUCAAAAUGCUCUAUGGAAAGUAAGAAUGAAGAACCUCAAACGAUGAAUAAAAUGGCU
Callorhinchus milii (elephant shark) is the source of this 1810-nucleotide messenger RNA. RefSeq names its product transmembrane protein 178B (gene tmem178bb). The transcript has 4 exons. The record is from RefSeq and is a predicted model, not a curated record. The coding region runs from base 100 to 981 and encodes 293 amino acids. NCBI's taxonomy places the organism in Eukaryota, Metazoa, Chordata, Chondrichthyes, Chimaeriformes, Callorhinchidae. Gene Ontology annotation, cellular component: membrane.